AUGAGUGACGUAGAUAAGUGGAUAGAAAUCGCAAAAAAGUGUAAAUAUCUCCCAGAAGAUGAUUUGCGUGAAUUAUGUAAUAUUGUUUGUGAUCUGUUAUUUGAAGAACCUAACGUCCAGCCGGUACAGACGCCUGUCACUGUUUGCGGGGAUAUACACGGCCAGUUUUAUGACUUAGAAGAACUAUUUCAUAUUGGUGGUCAGGUGCCUCAAACAAAAUAUAUUUUCAUGGGAGAUUAUGUAGACCGUGGUUACUACAGUUUAGAGACACUGACAUUGCUUAUGGCAUUAAAAGCAAGAUAUCCAGACAGGAUAAUUCUUCUUAGAGGUAAUCAUGAAACCUGUCAAAUUACAAAAGUUUAUGGAUUUUAUGAUGAGUGUCUUAAUAAGUAUGGAAAUGCAAAUGCCUGGAAAGAUUGUUGUAGAGUCUUUGACCUUCUUACAGUAGCAGCUUUAAUAGAUGAGACUGUUUUAUGUGUUCAUGGUGGUUUAUCACCAGAGAUUUCCAUGUUGGAUCAAAUCCGUUGUAUAGAUAGAAAUCAACAAAUACCUCACAAAGGUGCCUUUUGUGAUUUACUCUGGUCAGAUCCUGCUGAUAUUGAAAUGUGGGCUUUAAGUCCUCGUGGGGCUGGUUGGUUGUUUGGUAGUUAUGUAACUGAACUUUUCAUGAAUACCAACAAUUUAAAUUUAAUAUGCAGAGCUCAUCAACUUGUUAAUGACGGUUACAAGUACAUGUUUGGCAAAAGGCUUGUUACCAUUUGGUCAGCUCCAAAUUACUGUUACCGUUGUGGCAAUGUCGCUUCUAUAAUGGAAUUCCUCAGUGUUAACGACAGGAAUGCAAAAAUAUUCCAAGCAGUUCCAGAUAGUGAAAGGGAAGUGCCUCCCCAAAAUGCUACUCCAUACUUUUUA
Molecule: messenger RNA, 909 nt
Organism: Iphiclides podalirius (scarce swallowtail)
Lineage: Eukaryota; Metazoa; Arthropoda; Insecta; Lepidoptera; Papilionidae
Source: the annotation of a GenBank genome assembly